Messenger RNA from Sclerotinia trifoliorum, 729 nucleotides. NCBI's taxonomy places the organism in Eukaryota, Fungi, Ascomycota, Leotiomycetes, Helotiales, Sclerotiniaceae. The record is from the annotation of a GenBank genome assembly.
CUCAAUUCUCCAUACUAAAGAACUUCAUUCUUCAGCCCACUCCACCAUCUGGAAAAUCGCAAAGGACAAAAAAUGGCAUCCAAAAGCAACCCCAACGUUCCCCAAAAGAAGCGCAAGAUCGCAAACCGAGCCAAGACUCAACGCAAGAAUGCCAUCAACAAAAUUACUAAGAAUCCAAGAGGUACCAGAGCUAGUACUGUUCUCUUCCCUACGAGUGGACCUCUAGCACCUGUAUCUGGAAAGAAAGCUCGAAAGUUGCAGAAGGCGCAAAACUGUGCACGUCAAAGAGCAUUGGACCAGGCUAUGAAAGAAGGAGAAGUCAAAAUGACUGGUCAGUAUUUUAUAGAUCCACGAUUGGGAUGAGGGCUUUGAUGCUAAGUAUAGUUUAGAUGCGCCAGAGACUCCAGAGACAGCAGCAAAUGCAGAGACCCAGGGAAUGGAGGUUGAUAACAUUGCAUAAAUAAUGCGAGCACCGCGAGGAAUAAUGGAGUCAUGGCGAUUGGAGUUAUGGUCAAAACAUAAAAAGUCGCAUAUUGAACGAAAUAUUGGGUUUCUAUCUCGAAGAGUGGGCGAUACGGUUGUUAUAUUCAGACAUGGACAUUUUUAGAUAUACGUUGCCCAUAUUGUAUUGUCAAAUGGCAGCAUCAAGAGGCUUCAGGAUAAAUGCGUCGGGCAAAGUAAAAUUCUUCAAUCAUUUUUCUUUUCAGCAACUAUUUACACUUCUGAUGU